AUAUAUUCACCACACAAAUGAUAACGGAUGGAUCCAGCGAUAGUUUGGUGCAAAGAACGAAGCGACGUUUAUAGAUGCAGCCAUGGAAAAGAGAAGAAGAGAUGAAGAAAGGUGUGAAGGAACAACCAAGGACAAACAAUUUCAUGAAGACGGUGUGUCUUUUCAAGGAAGACAUGAGUACAAGGCAGACUAUGCAAAUGUGCAGGAAACUUUCUCCAAAGGACCCAUAGAGGCAAACGGUGUGAAAUAUGAGGGGGACCUUGUGAACAAUGUGCCAACGGGCCAUGGCACCUUAGCAUGGAGAGAUGGCAGCACAUAUACGGGGGAAGUCCUCAGAGGUAUAAGACACGGACUGGGAACCUACCAAUGCGCCAAAGAGGGCGUGUCUUACACAGGACAGUGGCAUCACGGAAAGAGGCACGGGAAGGGCACCGUUUUUUAUAACAAGGACAGAACCUCAUGGUACAAAGGUGACUGGGUGAUGAACAGGAUAGAGGGAUGGGGACAGAGGCGCUAUCCCUCUGGGAACACGUACACUGGUGAGUGGAGGAACAAUCUGAAACAUGGAGAGGGCAGGAUGAUCUGGAUAACGCUGGGACAGGAGUAUGCUGGGAACUGGCAAAAUGGAGUACAGAAUGGGUAUGGCACACAAACCUGGUUGGUGAAUGCAAAAGAAGGAGCGGAAUAUGUUAGGGACAACCAGUACGAGGGGGAUUUCCUUGAAGGUCGAAGGCAGGGAAAAGGAACCUUUUACUAUGCUGGUGGUGCCAUCUACACUGGAGAAUGGAGGAAUGAUAAAAAGCAUGGAAAGGGAAAACUCACAACAAAGAUGGAGCGUGUAUUUGAGUGUGAGUUUGAUGACGAUGUGAUGAUAGCCUGCUUGGAUGAAAACGGAGCUCCACCAGCUUUCGGUGGCUUUCCUCUGUUAGAUUAUGACCCAUCCAUCCCAGUUUCUGACAUGGAUGUAAACAUUGACUGUAUCUUGAAGAAGAUCCCAAACAGAGACAGUAAAACUGAGAGUGAACUGGUGAGGGUUGUGUUGCUGGAGAAACGCACGGAGCUAAAGCAUAUUUAUAGAUUCUAUGCCAGACUUGGCCAUUCCAGUCCUCCUGACGACUUCGUCCUGAUGUCCUGCCUGCAGUUCUGGCGCUUCCUUAAGGACUGCAAUAUCCACCAUCAUGGUUUUACUCUGAAACAGAUAGACAGCUUCAUCAGAGAAGAAGAAGGUUUAGCAGAGACUUGUUCUCCUUUCACAACCAUGCAGCUUUGGAAGUUUCUCAAGUGGCUAGUGCUUGUGUCCUACUACAUCUAUGGGAAAGAUCUACUGUCCAAAAAGCACCGUUUGAGAGAUUGUAUAUCCAAAAUGCUGAUGGACGACGUCCUUCCAAAUGCGAUGAACGUAAAAGGUUUGCUGUUCCGGCAGCCAGAACUAACAGUGGAGGCUCUGAAAUAUGCAAACAGGUGCUGGGAAAUCUUUGAGAAAUUCUGCAGGAUCUACUCAGCCCCCGGAGCCAACAAAUCCAUGACCUGCAGACAGCUGCUGAGGAUGUUCAAGGAUCUCAGGCUGUAUGAUCACCAGCUGACCACAACAAAAUUACUAGAGCUCAUUUCUGCAGAGAACCCUGACUGCUCCAGCCAGUUUCAACAUUUUGAAUUCGAGGUUGUGUUCCUGGAAUUUUUUGAGGUUCUUUUGGGCUGUGCAGAAUUAAAGUCUCAGCAGGGUUCUGAUACCCCGGGGCAGUGCCAGGACCAGAAUACCUCUAAGUGCCCCAAUGAAGAGAAAUCGCCUGGGAAAGAAGAGGAUAGUACAAAUAAAUACUCCCUUGGGGAAAUGAGGAGUGAUGAAUUAAAAAUUGAGGAGGUGAAGAAACUACAGCUUACAGAGAACUUCAAGGAGCAGGAUGAUUUGAAAACAAAUGAAACAGGGGCCAAAGAACAUCAAGUAAAAAGCAGGAUCCUGACUGUCCAAGAGUUUCUUAACAGCUGUUUCCUCCCAGCAAUGGAUCAUUAGUUGUUGGUUACUAAAUAUACUUAGAUCACUAAGUGGGUCCUAAAUGAAAAAAUGUGCCUCGAUUUAAAGAUAAAAAAAACUCAAACAAAGAAGCUCUUUCUUCUUAUCUAACAGGCUAAUAAUGUACUAUCAGGCAGUGUUUGUGUUAAAUCUGUACGCAGUUAUUACAUAUAUGUUUAA
Cyprinodon variegatus (sheepshead minnow) is the source of this 2191-nucleotide messenger RNA. It is a transcript of the gene rsph10b, whose product is annotated as radial spoke head 10 homolog B-like. The coding region runs from base 83 to 2011 and encodes 642 amino acids. The record is from RefSeq and is a predicted model, not a curated record. The transcript has 17 exons. Lineage: Eukaryota; Metazoa; Chordata; Actinopteri; Cyprinodontiformes; Cyprinodontidae.